AUGCCUCCUCCUCUACCCCUUCUAACCCGUCUCCCCCUCCUAGCUGGGGCAUCCAACGCCAAUGCCUUCAUGCGCCACGGCCUAACGGCGGCGAGGCCGCCUCUGCCUCUGCAGCCGUCGCUCCUCGUCGCCCUCUUCAGCGCAUCCCCCUCCGCAGCGCUAAAGAAGCACGAGAUGCCACCUCGGCCCAAACCUCCUCCAGACUCCGACAUUGAGGAAUCAUACCUCAAAGGUAGCGGGCCGGGUGGUCAGAAAAUUAAUAAAACGAGCUCGGCCGUGCAGCUCAAACACAUACCCACUGGCAUUGUCGUCAAGUCCCAAGCAACCCGGUCCCGAUCCCAGAAUCGCAAGAUUGCCCGCGAAAUCUUGGCCCAGAAGAUUGAUGACCUGCAGAACGGCGACCAGAGUCGAUCGGCCAUUGUGGGCGACGUGAAGCGCAAAAAAGCCGCCAGUGCAUCCAAGAAGAGCAAGAGGAAAUACCGCCUGCUCGAAGAAGAGAAAGCAAAUAGUGAGGCGAGCGAAGCUGGAGCUAGUGAACCAAUCGUUGAAGACCAGACGAACAGCAACCCGAGUUCUGAAGAAAAGACCUCUAUUGCUGAUCCCAGCUCCACUGUACAAAGUAAAAACCUGUAG
Molecule: messenger RNA, 633 nt
Organism: Colletotrichum orchidophilum
Lineage: Eukaryota; Fungi; Ascomycota; Sordariomycetes; Glomerellales; Glomerellaceae
Product: RF-1 domain-containing protein
Exons: 2
Coding region: 1-633 (210 amino acids)
Biological process (GO): translational termination
Cellular component (GO): mitochondrion
Molecular function (GO): translation release factor activity
Source: RefSeq, a predicted model, not a curated record